This is a messenger RNA of Linum trigynum, 2193 nucleotides long. The record is from the annotation of a GenBank genome assembly. Lineage: Eukaryota; Viridiplantae; Streptophyta; Magnoliopsida; Malpighiales; Linaceae.
UCCUAACUCUACUAUGCCACAACCGGCCGCCUAACCCCCUACUAACCCUAAUAUUUAUGUUUCCUACAAUCCCCACCGCUUGAAAACAACCUUGCCCUCAAGGUUGUAGUCAAAUUUAAUUAUGUCCUUGCUCGUGUUUCCUCUUCCUCCAAUUUCGUCCAAGUGCUCGAACCAGACUUCUAGCACCAACAUCUCCUGCCAACAUCCCACCAUUGACGGUUGAAUCAAAUACUCCUAUUUGGCACAUCACCUGUUUGUCAUCCAAGUUCCCAUCACCAACAUUAAGCACUUGCCCUGGUGUAUAAGAAUGCCAUAUGCAAAGAAAGUGUACUGCAUAGCUCCCCAAAACACCUUCCUGUUCCUGACCACGAAUAAAGCCCACCCAAGGAAGAAUUGAAUUGGAAGCUCCCCACGACACGUCACCCCAACUACACAACAAUCCAGUGGAUUGAUCUUUCUCUUGUUGCUGGUUAACAUUUUCGGGCAGCAGUGAUGACUCUUCUUUUAUUGGCAUUUCGGUUUCUUUUUCAUCCUCCAAUUCCUUGGUUUCCUCUUCGUCUACGUCGGCGACAAGCGAAGCUUCCGCCAGGGCCACCAACGUUGGUUCCUCCUUGGGCUUGCUGGUCGGUGCUUUUUCCUCCAGCACCAUGAGCUUUUCCUCGCCACCGCUACGCGACCGUCCGUCAGAGAGCGCCGCCCGCAUCUCCUCCGUUGUCGGCAGCUCCUUCUUCUCGACCUCCGACUCCGGCGAGGCAACCCAAUCACCCAACGUCGAUAACUCCUCCUCAGUCUUAUUAUUCGGCGACACCCAAUCUGCCAAGUGGGUGGAGAUCGAUCUCGAAGCUGCGACAGCAGUCUUCAGCUCCUCCUCCCCGUUUGACUUCGCCCGCUACUCCCCUUUCCCUUCCGACCUCGCCAAGAAAGCAACCGCCAAGGAUCGCGACUUCCCUCGCGCAAUUCUCCUCUCCCACGAGACUUCAAUCUCGCGGCGCGGAGGCAAUCUCGACCCGACGGCCAUUCUCUUUUGCUCCGCCACCGUGUCUGACGACUCCUCUGUCUCGUUCUUGAAUGGCGGCCUAUCCUCAAGCUCUUUCAUCUCUUUCUCCGUUCCGGCCUCUGGUGAGGAGCAGCUCUUCAGACGAGCAAAGCCCAAACCUAGUGAAAUCCUGCGUGGCUCCUGCUCCGCCCUCGGUCGGCAAGUGUUUCCGGCAGAUUCCAACUUCAUCUUAAGAAUCUUUGUGAGUUCUUCGAUCAAGAGAUCGAAGUUGGUCGAACCCAUGGUACGAGUGUCACAACCGGGCUCUGAUACCACUGAAAGAACCCCGCUUCUAGGGAUUCUAGGGACUGAUCUUUGGCACUCGUGAGAUUGGGAUUUAGGGUUUGAGAUUUAGGGAUUUAGAUGAGAAUUGGGGAUUAGGGAUUGAAGAACAGAAUUGGGGUUGAGAUAGAAGAAUGGCCGACGGCCUUUAGGGAAGAGAAGGACGAGAUUUGAGAGGGAUACUUUCUGUAAUAUUAUUCUUGACUGAUUAUGACGUAAACCCAAAGUACAUAUUUAUAGAAAAUAAACCCAAAACCCUAACGAGAAUCCUAACUCUACUAUGCCACAACCGGCUGCCUAACCCCCUACUAACCCUAAUAUUUAUGUUUCCUACACAUACCCUUGCUCAUGGUUGUUGACGCGCCUCCAUUGCCAGACUUAGCCAUAUUAGCAUGCUUACUAAAAGCAUGUGUGGCUUCAUGUUGUAGCAUAUUAGGCACACUUAUUAACUUACUGGUUGUGGUUUCAUGUUGUGGCUUCUUCGGUAUGUUUAUCUGUCUAUUGUUUGUGGUUGGUGACAUGCCCAUUUGUCGACCAUUCAUGGGUGGCAUGCUACAAGGGGCCUUGCCUCCGUGUCCACUCUUUGACACGCUGUUAAAAUUAUGAAAAUCAUUGGUGGUAUGUGUAUUCAACACCUGCUUAGACUUGCCACUCACUCCAUUCAUCAUGUUUGAUGGCAUGCCCCCCCUGUCCGCUGCAUGGAGAUAGAGACAUGCCAUUCUUGCCACACUUAGAUGAAAAAUGUGGUGAGUCCUUAAACGAAGUUCUUUUUCCACUUUCCUUGACGUUAGGGGUGGGCAAACGGUUUGGUAAACCCGAACCAAACCGAAACCUAAUUAAACCGAACCGAAACAGAAUUAAUGCUAUUCGGUUCG